CCACAAGGCUUUGCAGCAGCGGCUCGGCUGUGCUAGCUGCUCGGCUACAGCUCCGUCACUUGGUCAUCUGUCAGCCUGCAGACAUCCGAGCACACGGCUGUGCGCGCUACACGCUUCCGGGUUACAUGUCUUUGACAGCUUGGAAGACGCUUUGAUGUGCCGUUGAAUCAGCGAAGGACUUGAUAUCCAUGCCGCCGUCUGCGUUAGCAUCUGAGAGAAGAAUAAAAUUAAUCAAAUUCUUCAUCCUGAAGCCAAAUUCUGGCCUCACGAAUGACAAAAAAAACUGAUAUCUGGAGCCAAUUGUUUUUAAACUGCAGUUUUGCAGUAUUCAUGCUGUUAACUCGCUGAAGAAGAAGAAGAAGAAGGAGCAGGUUAUUGGAGGAUCACUUACUGCUGUGGGAGUGUGGACUGGACUGCAAGAGCAAUGAAACACAUCAUGCUGCAGAGACACUAAGGACCCUGUUUGAGCCUCUUUUGUGUAGCGCUUGUUUUUUUUUUUUUUUUCUUUUAUACUCCCUUCCUCCUUUUCCCUGCAAUCUCAUCGAUUUGGAUGGUUGAGCACAAGGGACACUUUGAAGGAGCCCACCGGUGGCCGUGGUUUGGCCGAAGCUGACAGACUGUCUGCCAGCUAUUGCUGAUUUAGUAGCGCUGACUGCUGCUGGAGUUAUUCCCCUUUGCUCUUGCUUCAGUAUCAUGAGAGGAAGCUGGAAGCAACACUGACAUGGAUCUCAGCCACUGUCAUUAGACUAACGUGUUAUCUUUUCACUUGAACUGCAAAGCACAUUUUUUUUUUUGCUGCUGGAAAAUCCUGACAGAGAACUUGAAAAUCUAUUCAACACCCGGAGAGAUCUGUUCUGUUUCAGCGGACGAUGAAGCUGAGGAAACAGGUGACAGUUUGUGGUGGGGCCAUUUUUUGUGUGGCCGUUUUUUCACUUUAUCUGAUGUUGGAUCGAGUCCAACAUGACCCAGCAAGACGACAGAGCGGUGGAAACUUUCCACGGAGCCAGAUUUCAGUCCUGCAGAACCGGAUAGAGCAGCUGGAGCAGCUCCUGGAGGAAAACCACCAAAUCAUCAGCCACAUAAAAGACUCUGUCAUGGAGCUCACAGACACGGGAGCCGUGUCCCCCAGUGGCCACCUGCCGUUUCGGACUGCCAACGGAUCCUGGGUGCUACCCUUUGAUGGCCGCCCUACUUUUCUUAAUGUAAAGCCUCAGGAUUGCCAGCUCGCCUCAGGUGGUCGCAGUCAAGCAGAUGUACAGAUGCUGGAUGUUUAUUCCCUUCUUAAAUUCGACAACCCUGAUGGCGGCGUAUGGAAGCAGGGAUUUGACAUCACUUAUGAAAAUGAUGAGUGGAACAACGAGCCUCUGCAGGUUUUCGUCGUGCCGCACUCUCACAAUGACCCAGGUUGGAUCAAAACCUUCGACAAGUAUCUUUUGGAACAGACGCAGCACAUAUUAAACAACAUGGUGGUGAAACUGUCGGAGGAUUCCCGCAGGAAGUUUAUCUGGUCGGAGAUUUCGUUCUUAUCAAAGUGGUGGGAGACAGCGGACAAACAGAAACGAGAAACAGUGCGCAAACUGAUCCAGGCAGGGCAGCUGGAGAUAGCGACGGGUGGAUGGGUGAUGACGGAUGAAGCCAACGUUCACUACUUUGCCAUGAUCGACCAGCUUAUCGAAGGACAUCAAUGGGUGGAGAGAAAUCUAGGUGUCACGCCUCGCAGCGGAUGGGCCGUGGACCCCUUUGGUCACAGUGCCACGAUGCCCUACCUGUUAAAAAGAGCCAACCUGACCAGCAUGCUCAUCCAGCGGGUUCACUACUCCAUAAAGAAACAUUUCGCCUCAACCCGGAGCCUGGAGUUCAUGUGGCGGCAGGCCUGGGACUCCGGCUCCAGUUCAGACAUCUUCUGCCAUAUGAUGCCAUUCUACAGCUACGACGUGCCGCACACCUGCGGACCCGACCCGAAGAUCUGCUGUCAGUUCGACUUCAAGAGGUUACCAGGAGGACGGAUUAACUGUCCAUGGAAAGUGCCACCGAAGGCUAUUGUGGACUCAAACGUGGAAGAAAGGGCGCACCUGCUGCUAGACCAGUACCGCAAAAAGUCCAAGCUUUAUCGCAGCAAAGUUCUCCUCAUCCCCCUUGGCGACGACUUCCGCUACGAUAAAGCGGUGGAGUGGGAUCAGCAGUACAUCAACUACCAGAAGCUCUUUGACUACAUGAAUUCUCACCCAGACAUGCAUGUGCAGGCUCAGUUUGGGACACUCACAGACUACUUCAAUGCUCUUUACAAAGCAAACGGCGUUGCACAGGGAUCCAAACCUGCCGACUUCCCAGUGCUGAGUGGAGAUUUCUUUUCCUAUGCGGACCGUGAAGACCACUACUGGACGGGCUUUUUUACGUCCCGACCCUUUUAUAAAAGCUUGGACCGCGUCUUGGAGUCCCACCUCAGGGGGGCAGAGAUUCUCUACAGCCUGGCUGUUUCAAAUGCUCGACACGUGGGCAUGGAAGGACGCUACCCAGUCUCAGACUAUGGUCUGCUUGUUGAUGCAAGGCGGUCUCUUGCCCUCUUCCAGCAUCACGACGCCAUAACUGGCACGGCAAAGGAGAACGUCGUCGUCGACUACGGCAACCGGUUGCUUCGGGCGCUCAUUGGUCUGAAGCGAGUAAUUAUCAACGCUGCUCAUUUCCUGGUGAUGAAAAACAAAGAGUUCUAUCGCUUCUAUCAGACCGAGCCGUUCUUGGAGACGGAUGAUCGGCGUGCCACUCAAGACUCCCUGCCUCAGCGCACAUUGAUCGAGCUCGACACAGCAGGGCCCAGGGAGUGUGACUUAACUGAGACUGCAGGGUUGAACAUAUUUCAAGAGCUGAGAGCCAGGCUCAGGAAAGUCAGGACAAUGUUUGCUGAAAGCAACAGAGCAGGAGAGAAGAUUGACAGGUAUGUGGUCCUGUUCAACCCUGUUGAGCAGGAGCGCCUGUGCACUGUGACAGUGUGGGUCAACACGGUCAAGGUGCGUGUGCUGACAGAGGAUGGCCAGACUCUCCCUGUGCAGCUCAGUGGUCAGUGGAGCUCUCCAAGUCAAAUGAGUGCCGAAGUGUUUGAGGCCACGUUCAUGGCUCGCUUGCCGCCACUAGGUCUCGCUGUGUUCCACAUUUACAACUCCCCGGACUCGCCCAUGACGCUCCGCUCUGAGACAGUCCUCCGGGUGCCUCCGCGGGCCGUCACCCCGCGAGCCUCUGACCCACUUCCAGUCCGGUUGCAGCAGGCAGAACCUCAGACCGUCUACAUCAGCAGUCAGUCCCUCACACUGGGCUUCUCCGGCACCACUGGGCUGCUGGAGAGUGUCAAGCGGAAGGAUGAUCCUCAGGAAGUGAAGGUUCAGAUGCAGUUUAUGAUCUACGGCACACGUCCCUCCAAAGACAAAAGCGGGGCUUAUCUUUUCCUGCCUGAUGGGAAUGCCAAGCCUUAUACCCACAAAGAGCCGCCCGUGGUGCGUGUUGUGGAGGGGCCUCUUUUCUCUGAAGUGGUGGCAAAUUACCAGCACUUUCAGCAGACCAUUCGCAUACACAAUGUGCCAGGUGUGGAUGGUUUGUCUCUAGACAUCACCACAGUGGUGGACAUCAGAGAUCAGAACAAUAAGGAGCUGGCAAUGCGACUGAUCACAGACAUCCAGAGCGGAGACGUCUUCUACACCGACCUCAACGGCUUCCAGAUCCAGCCGCGGCGCUUCCACCUCAAGCUCCCCCUACAGGCCAACUUUUACCCCAUGCCCAGCCAGGCCUACAUCCAGGACGGCCAGCACCGGCUCACGCUGCACACAGCCCAGGCUCUCGGCGUCAGCAGUCUAGAAAGCGGUCAACUCGAAGUUAUUUUGGACCGGCGCCUGAUGCAGGACGAUAACCGUGGGCUGGGUCAAGGCCUGAAGGACAAUAAGAAGACUGUUAAUCGCUUCAGACUGCUGCUGGAGAGAAGAUCUGUGGGCAAUAAGCAUGUUGGCUUCCUCGCGUCCUUGUUUCAUUCUCUCCUCUCCAAAAUCUGGAGUGGCAGAGUUCAAGAGAUGACGGACAACGCUGCGACCAGCUUUCCCUCGAUCCUCAGUCACAUGACCAACGGCAUCCUCAACCACGAGGUGCUGGCGCUGCCUGUCAUUCCGAAGAGGCGCGGCGUCCCUCCGCUGCAGACCUUUGCUCCCUUCAAGUCUUUUCUCCCUUGUGACAUUCAUCUGGUGAACUUGAGGAGCAUCCAGAGUCAGCAGGACGCCUCAAUACCGUCUGCCUACACUGCCUUGAUCCUUCACCGCCUGGGCCUGGACUGUGGGCUGGAGGGACAAAACCUGGGCUUCAACUGCACCACCACACAAGGGCAGGUGAGCAUCUCAGGACUGUUCAAGAACUUGGACCUGCAGCUGCUGCAGCCGACGUCUCUGACGCUGAUGCACUCCAGCCCCCCGCUGGCCAACGACUCCGCGGUGAGCCUGGAGCCCAUGGAAAUAUCCACCUUCAAGCUCAAGCUGCGCUAAAGAGCCUCACCACUUGAAGACCACAGUCGGACUCUUUGAACCAGAAAUGAUUCAGAGCGACACAGACGAGCCUCUUUGCCACGUGCACACGCUGAACCUGAAAUGUGGCAGGCGUAAUGGGACCAAACGCCCAGCAGGGGGCGGGCUAUAGCUGUGAGCGUGGAGGGAGGUCUGCAAGCGGCUGGAGCCCCACCAGACAGCGGGUGCCAAGUCCCGCUCGCUCUGGAGGAACUUCCUCUUUUUUUUUUUUUUUUUAAACAUUCUUUGAACUGAACUACUGAAUGUAAAUAUCCCGGUGACAGUGGGAGGGAGGGCUGGGGGCUGCGAUUAGUGCCACAUCUGAGUGCAAUUCUCAAAGCUUUAUUUGGUUCGAGGGUUCCUGAUUUUUUUUUUUUUUUAAGUGCACGGUGAACAUCGGCCAUUUUUGUUUUUCUACCUGACAAAAGUUCACUUGAUCGUUUCUGACAGACACGAAUGCAGCAAAGAGAAUGUCUCCCUCUCAACUCUCACGAUCUAUAAGCUGUGGUGUGGCUGACUAUGGUGAUGGAACCUGUCCUCAGUCGACUGUUCACCUUCCCGCCCGUCUUUCCUUUUGUUCAUAACUCGAGUGCUUCCUUUUUUCUUCAUCUGUCGGGGGUUUGUUUGUGUGUGGGAAGGGAUUCCAGUUGCACUUCUUAGCUGCGAUCCAUUCCUGUGUUCACAGCUCGGUGUAUGCAGUAGAGGAGUAGACAAGCGUAUACCUCAUAUAUUAAUGUUCACGUGCGAGUCAAUGCCACUGCCGGAGGUGUUCCAGUCGGUCUCAUGAGGUUCGGUGUUCACCAUCAGGGACCGUCCGUGUGCCUGGCAGCCAUCAUGUCACUGGAACCUUCUGUUUAAAUGUGAGCACAGCCAUCCACCAGACAAAAAAAAAAGUAUUCGAUAGGUGUCGUUUCAAAUGAGGCGUGUCAACAGUGUAAGAAAAAAAGUAGGGAAUAUUUUCUUGUCUGCUGCGAAAAAAAAAAAAAAAAAAUCUGAAUUCUGGGUCAUGCUGGAGCGCCCUUUGGCAGAUUUAUUAUUUAAGACUUGCACAGCAUCAGAAUGUGUGUGUCCAUUCUUGGAUCAGCUUCCGGCUCUUAUGUUUUGACGGAUCGAUAAUUCUUCAACUGACCAAUCAUCAUUUAGGUUUGUUUGAUUUUUCGAAGCGGACGUUUCCAUUCCAGAUGUUUGACCCGAAAAAGAGUCGGUGUUGAGACGUUUUAGACGCCUCAUGUCGAGAACCGAAGUUCAAAGGCGGAAAGUCGUUGAGAUAAUUGGAGUUUUUCAAUAAUUUACGCCCCAAACUUUUUGUAAUUACUUCAUGUACAUUGUUUGAUGUUGAAUAUUUCAUUUCCACAUCUGUGGCGAAUGAGGGUUCAUUUUUAAUGUGGAGCUAGAUCACUGCUAAAUCUGACUUUGUUUCCAAAAAAUGUUUCCAAAUUUUGGUUCAUAAUUUAUUAUGUUGAGAAGCCGAACAAGAGGCUCACGUGUAAAUGCGUGAAUAAACACGCUUAGGGACGGAGGUCAGGUGACCCUUCCAAACGCGUAGUUCUAACCACAAAUGCACCCUGGUUUUUCCAAAUGCCGGGCUUCUCCCCUCGAGGCGGUCUGUCUCUCUGGGAACACACAGACGUGUGACUGAGCACUUGCUUUUCUCUCUCUCUCUCUCUGUUUUUUUUUUUUUUUCUCUUCUCUCGUACGGAACAUCUCAUCUCAUCCUCACAUACCGAGGUCCUGUCAUCUCCCAUGUUUCCAUUCACCUGAACUUCUUGCUGCUGUUGUUCCAGAUGUCUCGUCUGUAAUUGUCCUUUUUUUUUCUUUUAAUGUGAUUCUUGUUGUAGCACUGUUCUCAUUGGUUCAGAGGUCAAAUAUGGUGUCAGUUCUCCUCUAGAUUGAUGAAUUGAUGGUGGAAUGAAGAUGCAAACGUGAAGGGGGACAUUAAUAAAGAUCAAAAUACCAAAUAAAAUGUUUAU
Messenger RNA from Synchiropus splendidus (mandarinfish), 6502 nucleotides. It is a transcript of the gene man2a2, whose product is annotated as mannosidase, alpha, class 2A, member 2. Gene Ontology annotation, biological process: mannose metabolic process; protein deglycosylation; N-glycan processing. Lineage: Eukaryota; Metazoa; Chordata; Actinopteri; Syngnathiformes; Callionymidae. Bases 870 to 4514 code for a protein of 1214 amino acids. The transcript has 25 exons. Gene Ontology annotation, cellular component: Golgi membrane. Gene Ontology annotation, molecular function: alpha-mannosidase activity; carbohydrate binding. The record is from RefSeq and is a predicted model, not a curated record.